GUGUGAUCCUCCGGCGGCAGAUUCGUCACUGGUUUGCCAUCUUGUGCUGCUCGCGCGAUCAUCAGAGUGAAUAUGGAGUAAAUCUGCUGAAUAUCUCUGAAUAUCUGUGAUUAUAUCUCUGAUUAUAUCUGCUGAUGUGUGUGUAGCGUGUGUCGUGAGGCAGAGGCACUCCAUGAGGGUUUGGAGCCGGUUCCAUGGCUCUGGUUCUGGCUCGGUUCAGUGUGUUUACAGCUAGCAGCUAACUGCGUUUAUUAUAUUUGAGGAUCAAUGAUGGCAGAAGAUCUCCAGCACAACCAGAAGUCCAACUUUAAUGGACUCACCAAACCUGCCAAAGCAGGAGCGUCUAAGAAACUGAUCAUCAAGAACUUUAAAGACAGGCCGAAGCUGACGGACAGCUACACUGAAGACACGUGGCUGAAGCUGCGAGAUGCUGUUGGAGCGAUUCAGAACAGCACCUCCAUCAAAUACAACCUGGAGGAGCUCUACCAGGCCGUGGAGAACCUCUGCUCGUAUAAAGUGUCGCCCAUGCUGUACAAGCAGCUGCGUCAAGUGUGUGAGGAUCACGUCCGGGCUCAGAUCCAUCAGUUCAGGGAAGAGUCGCUGGACAGCCUGUCCUUCCUGAAGAGGAUGAACCGGUGCUGGCAGGACCACUGCAGACAGACGAUCAUGAUCCGCAGUAUUUUCCUCUUCCUGGACCGGACAUACGUCCUCCAGAACUCGCUGCUGCCGUCCAUCUGGGACACGGGGCUGGAGUUGUUCCGGACGCACAUCGUGAGCGACAGCGGCGUUCAGAGCCGGACGGUGGAGGGAAUCCUGGAGCAGAUCGAGCGCGAGCGCAACGGAGAGACGGUGGACCGCAGUCUGCUGCGGAGCUUACUGGGCAUGCUCUCAGACCUGCAGGUGUACAAGGACUCGUUCGAGCAGCGGUUUUUAACGGAGACGACCCGUCUGUAUGCCGCCGAGGGUCAGAGGCUCAUGCAGGAGAGAGAGGUUCCCGAGUAUCUUCAUCAUGUGGCGCGGCGUCUGGAGGAGGAGAACGACCGUGUCAUCAGUUAUUUAGAUCAGAGCACACAGAAGCCGCUCAUCGCCGCUGUGGAGAAGCAGCUGCUGGGCGAACACAUGACCGCCAUCCUACAGAAAGGCCUGCAGACGCUGCUGGACGAGAACCGCGUGUGUGAGCUGACGCUGCUGUACGAGCUCUUCAGUAAGGUCAAGGGCGGCCUGACGGCGCUGCUGCAGUCCUGGAGAGACUACAUCAAGAGCUCCGGCGGAGAGAUCGUGAGUUCUCCAGAGAAGGAUAAAGAGAUGGUUCAGGAGCUGCUGGACUUCAAGGACAGGAUGGACCUCGUGAGCCAGCGCUGCUUCCAGAGGAACGAAACCUUCAUCAACGCCAUGAAGGAAGCCUUCGAGAACUUCAUCAACAAGAGACCCAACAAACCCGCCGAGCUCAUCGCGAAGUACGUGGACUCUAAACUGCGUGCGGGAAACAAGGAGGCCACAGAGGAAGAGCUGGAGAGGAUUCUGGACAAAAUCAUGAUCAUCUUCCGCUUCAUCCACGGGAAGGACGUGUUCGAGGCCUUCUACAAGAAGGAUCUGGCCAAGCGUCUGCUGGUGGGCAAGAGCGCCUCGGUGGACGCAGAGAAGUCCAUGCUGUCCAAACUCAAACACGAGUGUGGAGCAGCGUUCACCAGUAAACUAGAGGGGAUGUUCAAAGACAUGGAGCUGUCUAAAGACGUCAUGAUCCAGUUCAAACAGUAUAUGCAGAACCAGACUGAUCCCAGCAACAUCGAGCUGACCGUCAACAUCCUGACCAUGGGCCACUGGCCCUCAUACACCCCGAUGGACGUCCAUCUUCCUGCUGAGAUGGUGAAGCUUCAGGAAGUGUUUAAGCUGUUCUAUCUGGGGAAACACAGCGGGCGUAAACUGCAAUGGCAGCCCACACUGGGUCACGCGGUGCUGAAGACUGAGUUUAAAGAGGGUAAGAAGGAGCUGCAGGUGUCUCUGUUUCAGACUCUCGUCCUGCUCAUAUUCAACGAGGCUGACGAGUGUUCGGUGGAAGAGAUCCGCGCGGCCACAGGCAUCGAGGACGGCGAGCUCAAGCGCACGCUCCAGUCUCUGGCCUGCGGGAAAGCACGAGUGCUCAAUAAAACGCCCCGCGGGAAAGACGUGGAGGACGCCGACCGCUUCCACUUCAACAGCGACUUCAGACACAAACUCUUCCGUAUCAAGAUCAACCAGAUCCAGAUGAAGGAGACGGUGGAGGAGCAGGUGAGCACCACCGAGCGAGUGUUUCAGGACCGUCAGUAUCAGAUCGACGCGGCGGUGGUGAGGAUCAUGAAGAUGAGGAAGACCCUGAGCCACAAUCUGCUGGUGUCUGAACUCUACAACCAGCUCAAGUUCCCCGUCAAGCCGGCGGACCUGAAGAAGCGCAUCGAGUCGCUCAUCGACCGGGACUACAUGGAGCGGGACAAAGAGAACGCCAACCAGUACCACUAUGUGGCGUGAGCCGCUCGCUCCUCGCCUCCUCACAAGGGCUUCUGGGCCGCGGUCCACGCUCCGCUCGGGGACGGACGGACUUCAGCAUGAUUGCGAAUGAGAUGCACUUUCUUUUCUUUGUGUUUGUUGUUCUUGAACUUCUGUUUAGCGCGUGUGUCGAGUCUCUUCUACUGUAGCGUCACGUUACGUGUGUUUCUCUCUUCGGCCCUCGUGAUGACGGAAUCAUGUUGAUGAUGUUCUGAUGCUGCAGGGUUUGUCAUGAACCGCUCAGGCAACGGAAACCAGACAGGAUUUCACACACACA
This is a messenger RNA of Megalobrama amblycephala (Wuchang bream), 2800 nucleotides long. It is a transcript of the gene cul4a, whose product is annotated as cullin 4A. Gene Ontology annotation, molecular function: ubiquitin protein ligase binding. The record is from RefSeq and is a predicted model, not a curated record. Bases 268 to 2505 code for a protein of 745 amino acids. Gene Ontology annotation, cellular component: Cul4A-RING E3 ubiquitin ligase complex. The transcript is spliced from 20 exons. Lineage: Eukaryota; Metazoa; Chordata; Actinopteri; Cypriniformes; Xenocyprididae. Gene Ontology annotation, biological process: ubiquitin-dependent protein catabolic process; DNA damage response; protein ubiquitination.